Molecule: messenger RNA, 2264 nt
Organism: Hermetia illucens (black soldier fly)
Lineage: Eukaryota; Metazoa; Arthropoda; Insecta; Diptera; Stratiomyidae
Gene: Tgs1
Product: trimethylguanosine synthase
Exons: 6
Coding region: 52-1662 (536 amino acids)
Biological process (GO): 7-methylguanosine cap hypermethylation; 7-methylguanosine RNA capping
Cellular component (GO): nucleus
Molecular function (GO): RNA cap trimethylguanosine synthase activity
Source: RefSeq, a predicted model, not a curated record
UAGAGUGCAUGUUAGGUUAGGUUUGUUUUGGUUUUGUUCGAAGUUGUUUUGAUGGAGGUUGACGCGGCCGCAAGUACUUUGGGUGAAAUUGAAGUACUUUUGUGCCCAGACGAUUAUAACCCUGUGACAUGCACAUUCACGCGCGUAGAUAUUGUAGAUCUAAGCUGGUGUCGCGAUAGGGAUUGGUCAGUGGACGCCGGUGAUAGUGAGGAAGAAGGGAGUGAAUAUCAAGCCUUGGAUGAAAAUAUCGAUCAUCAAGUAAACAAUCUACAAAUUACAGAACAAACAGAUGAACCAUAUAAUCCUUCGGAAGACUUUACUCGAAAAGAACAUAAAGAACCGAUAGAAUACAUUAUUGUUGACGAAAGAGAAGCAAUGGCUGCUGUGGGGCUUCCCACCGAAUUCGGUAGCAAGAAAAAACGCAAAAAUAAUCGACGAAAAGCUCCAAUAGGAAAAGAAGACUUCGCAACCUUUGUACUGCCAUCUUUGAAGGAAUUGUAUGGAAUACAAACAUUGGAAUCAGCACGGCCAAUUGUUUCAAAGAUGGGAUAUUUCUAUGAAAACGCAGUGAAACGGAAGUCUGAAAUGAAGGCCAAUAGUCAAAAAGAACAUACAUUGGAGGUUUUAGAGAACACUUCAGAAGCACAAUCAACUAAGGCUGCUACUUCAGAAACGGACGAUGAGCAUAAUUUCGCAGCACUAAGGCGCCAGGAAAUGAAUAUCGAAAGCCAAGUUGAUGGAUUCGGGGAAUAUAAUAUGCAAAGCAAUAAUAAACAAAUAGAUGGGAAAGUAAAGAAUGACAUAGAUGUGGAUGUAGACAGUUCAAUUAAUGAAGGCAAAGACACUACCCACUCCGAUGAUAUAAAGCAAGAUGACAGUGUAGAACCUGGUCCAGAUUGUAGCGGCUCAGAAUAUAAUUCUGCAAGAAGUCAUUGCGAAGAUGAAAUCGCAGAAGAUGACAUAAGUAAUAAACUUAAAAAGAAAAGCAAGAAGAAGAAACCAACUAAAAAUAACUCAUAUCCUGAGGAAAUAGAAAACGACAGAAAUCUUGUAAAGUAUUGGAGGAGGAGGUAUACGUUGUUUUCUUUAUACGAUCGUGGAAUUAAAAUGGAUGCUGAGGCGUGGUUUUCUGCCACGCCUGAGUGCAUUGCAAAGCACACAGCAAACCGCCUCCGUUGUGAUAUCAUAGUUGACGCAUUUUGUGGAACAGGAGGGAAUUCAAUACAGUUUGCGAAGACAUGUAACAAAGUGAUUGCAAUCGAUAUUAAUCCAAGCAAAGUAGAAAUGGCGAAACAUAAUGCAGACAUAUAUGGAGUCUCGGACAAAAUAGAAUUCAUUACUGGCGAUUACUUUCAACUGGCCAAAACAAUUCGAGCAGAUGCUGUGUUCUUGAGUCCACCUUGGGGCGGUCCAAAGUACAAAUGCAACGUAGUGUACGAUUUGGAUACAGAUUUACAGCCAUUGCCUGCGUCUUCAUUAUUCAAACUAACCAGAGAAAUAACAAAUAAUAUUGCCAUUUAUUUGCCGAAAAAUUCGAAUACACAACAGUUGAUUAUGCUUGCUGGUCAAGGUAACAGCGUGGAGUUGGAGAAGAAUUAUUUAUUUGAUCGUCUAACCGCCAUAACUGCAUACUACGGGAAUCUCAUUCAGAAUAAGAAUUGAGAUCGUUCAUACUAUAUGUUAAGGAUAUAGUAAUAAGUCUUGUAAAUCCUAAGGAGAACCUUUUUAAGUUUUAUCGUAGAUCUACUGACCAUAACUACUUGAGCCUGCCUGUUCUAACUGAAGUACAACAAUUACAAUCAAAAUAUGUUUCAUUUUAAUCAAAUCAUUGUGAAAAAAAGUAAAUAAUGAGGGAAAUAUCGGUAAAUAAGUUUUCUAUCAUAUAAAUACAUUCACAUAGCUUGAGUAUUUUUAGAAGAGAAGUUUUUUAAUUGUAUUUGCUUGCUUUAUUUUACAUAUUUCACAACGAACAAAAAUGAUUUUUUGAAAAGUUUUCGCACAGAUAUUAUGAAAAAUCAGCGAACGAAACUUAUUAUUAAGGAAAAAGUGUUUUAAGUUUUUUUAAUAGUUUGUUCAGUUUAGGUUCUGUAUCGGUGCGGUUGUCUUUAUUUAAUAUUGGAUAGCACUAGAAAUUUCUGAUUUCGUUCUCAUCUAUUCGAAAUAUAUAUGUUUCUUUGCGAGAAUAUUUUUUAUGUUAGUCACAGUAAGAUUGUAACAAUCUUAUAAAUAUAAUCUGUGAGAAAUAAAGACAAAUUUACAAAAUA